Marchantia polymorpha subsp. ruderalis is the source of this 3246-nucleotide messenger RNA. NCBI's taxonomy places the organism in Eukaryota, Viridiplantae, Streptophyta, Marchantiopsida, Marchantiales, Marchantiaceae. The record is from the annotation of a GenBank genome assembly.
ACUAUUGUCGGGGCUUUGAUUACGAACUCGGUGGGGCUACCUCGCUCGCUCGCUCGCUCGCUUCGCUUCGCUUGUUGCUUGAUCGCUCGUUUGCUCGCUCGCUCGCUCGCUUGCUCGUUCGUUCGCGUGCGCUAAAGCUAAGCCCAAGCCCAAGCCCUCGGGGGGCUCGUUCUUGUUAGCGAGAGCCACUCUCCGGCGGUUGCUCACCCGCCAGCCAGCUUGCCAGUCUUCUUCGGUGGUGCCCCUCCUGGCCUGGCCUGGCCCCCACGCCCCGCCAGGAGCCCGCGGGGCUCGUAUCGCCGUGCCGUGCCUCCGGCAGAGGGAGGGAGCGAGGGAGGGAGGGGGAGGGAGUUGGUGUGGGUUCUUGUCCUGCGGGGGGGCUGGCCUGGAGGGGGCCUGCGGCUGCGGGGCUCGAGAGUGCUGGCUGGCCGAUUUGGGUGCGCACCGCACCACCUGCAAUCUCGUUGUUGGGCGUCUCCGAGGGCUCGCCUGGCUCUUGCGCGGACUCGACAGUCCGAGGGAAGGGAUUGAUUGAUUCGGUUGCGCAUUUGAUCGCGCAAUUCGGCGUGGAUCGAUCGACUUGGGUGCGGCCAGGAGCCGAGCGGGGUAUGGAAUCGGAGAAGAGUUGCGACAACCUCAUGCAUUGCGGGACGGUCGUCGUCCGAUGAGAAUGUUUGACUUUGGGAGAUUUAUUGAUGAUCGGCGUGUGGUGGAGUCGAGGUUUAUAAGCAGCGGUGUUGGCCUGUCCGGCAGCCUCCUCGGCCGAGGUCGCUCGUCGCCCGUGCGAGCCUUGUAAUUGCAAAUUGAAAUUGAUGGACAAUUUCCGAUAGCACUUGCUGUGCCUCGGGUGUGGUGGAGUUGCGCUGGGUUGGCGUUCGAGCUGGCAAGGUGUAAUCUCUCGUUGUUGGUUGUGAUUUGCGAGCGAAGACACACGAGACUAUGAUGGUUUGUUCUGUGGAUGCGAGGGAGAAGGGAACGCACGGGAGAUUGCGAGCAGUUGUCCAAUUGGAGGUCGGAGUGGACGCCCGCGGCCGAGGCGAAGAUGUCGUAACGAUCUUGAUCACGCCGAGCACUUGCGCACCGGUGUUUUUACAGACAGAAGAGUGAUUCAUAUCAGGAAAGUCUUCUAGUUGAUUAGCAGUUGAAUGUAGCUGACGCGACCGACAGAGCAGUGAAGCGAGACAUCCCACAAGUUGUACAGGUUGCUGAAAGUCUCUAGGGUACUGGGGAGAGAAUGACGUCAAGGAGGGCGAGUCUCAUCAGAUACAGCGGCGCAGAGGCUCGAGGGUCAGGCCAAGGUCUGCUUCUAUCCGACAACAGAAAGUUUUCUUACCCCAUACAAUUGGUUGCUGCGGUUCCCGGCGGCCUUCUUCUUACGACCACCCCAAGAUCCCGUACUGCGUAGAAAUUUAUCGAUAGCCUAACCGUAUUGCUCUUAUCUGCGUUUAUGUUCGACGACGCGCAAGUUUGUUGAACAUUCAACCACUACAGAAUCGAAUACCGACUCUCGGAGGGUUUGGGUGCGGCGUUGGACCUCCUGAGUUUGCGGAAACACUCUCUCACCAGCACAAAGAAUCGCGAAUUUCGCUGCAGGCGCCAUGUUACUCUUGACUAUGGGCCAAGGCAAGUCGUUCAAGGAGUCUCUCAAAGCGCUGGAAGCUGACAUCCAACAUGCCAAUACGUUGGCGUCAGAAUUUCCUCGAGAUUACGAUGGCGCUUGUCUCCAAAUGAGACUUUCCUACAGCCCGGCAGCACAUUUCCUCUUGUUUCUCGUCCGAUGGACCGAUUGUAGCCUCGCGGGCGCGUUGGGCCUGCUGCGCAUUCUCAUCUAUAAGCGUGCUCCCUACGAUGAUGCGCAGGUGUACAUGGACGGGACCACAACUAUGUCAACUCAUGAGCGAAAGGCGAGCCUAAGGGAGUUUUAUGCCUAUAUCUACCCUUCCUUGCAGCAAUUGCAAGGCGGUAUCACCGAGGUUGAAGAUAUGAAGCAGAAGGCGCUUUGCAUGGAGAGGUACAAGAAGAAAUCAGAUGAAGAGAGGGGACACAUGUCAGACCUCGACUUGGAAAGGGAGCAGGAGUGUGGAAUUUGCAUGGAGACCAAUAACAAAAUUGCUCUGCCUGAUUGCAACCACGCAAUGUGCAUCAAAUGCUACAGAGAAUGGCAUGCGCGGUCGCAGUCAUGCCCGUUCUGCAGAGACAGUUUGAAACGUGUAAACUCACGAGAUUUGUGGAUCUUCACCGAUAGCGGGGACGUGCAGGACAUGGUGACUUUAGCUAGGGAUAACCUGCAACGACUCUUCAUGUACAUUGAUAAAUUGCCUCUUUUGGUCUCAGAGAGCGUAUUCGCUGUUUACGACGCUCAUAUCAAGUGAGACCCUACCCCGGCCCCUUUCAAACCAUUGCUUGGAGAAGAGAGACCAACCAGCCAUUCACUUUUCCAUUGAGAAUGCACAGUGAUGUGGGAAGUGUUUGUUCUUUAAAAUCUUAGACACGGCUGGCCCCAUCCUUGAAACUUGUGUCCUCUCCCAGUCCGUAACUUCACGUCCAUAAUGUCAAUAAUUCAUUUCUUGGGAUAGCUAUUCGGAGAGUGGGUUAUCCUAAAUGUGCCUUCGGUUCUCCCUAGAUUAUCAGGGGCUGGUCAGACAAUGUACAUACUUAAGAUAUUUGAGUGACCGUGGUCGGUCUGACGCGAAGCACCGGAGGCACCUGUUAGGAAUUUAUGAAAGUAUUUUAGGACUUAUUGGCUUUCGUAGAAAAUGAUUUAGAAAGUCGUGAAAUUCCUACACUCUCCUUUGAGCUUUCUCUUAAGAGAUUUUCCUUAAUAGAACUUCAGCCUGUGUCCGAAUUUGCGUCGCCACACUUAAAAAGGACGAAGUUGAGACACGCACUUUUUGACCGCACUUUCUACUGGGGCUGUGUCCGAAUCAUGCACUAGUGGUGGAGGAUUGUUAUUCCCACGACUUUGGUGCAUGGCGGCUUUUUUCCUUCAGAAAAGCUUCACAGUCCCGCACCUUAGUUCUCCCCAUUGCCUUCUAGAGCACUUCUUCAUCUGUGCCGCUUGGAACGGCCUGGAUGGAGGUGCUCUGUGGAGAAAACAGGUCAGAGCAAUGCCCGAGCAGCUGUAGACGGUGUCAAGUGCCUCAUAUCUGUAUAGCUUUCAUUCGAAAGGUGAAACAAUGUAUGAUGAAUUACUGUAUAAUUGUGACAAUCGUCAUGUGCAUUUAUUUGCAAUUUCUCUUCUGGGUU